Molecule: messenger RNA, 2798 nt
Organism: Manacus vitellinus (golden-collared manakin)
Lineage: Eukaryota; Metazoa; Chordata; Aves; Passeriformes; Pipridae
Gene: TAS1R3
Product: taste 1 receptor member 3
Exons: 6
Coding region: 1-2520 (839 amino acids)
Biological process (GO): sensory perception of umami taste; sensory perception of sweet taste; G protein-coupled receptor signaling pathway
Cellular component (GO): membrane
Molecular function (GO): G protein-coupled receptor activity; sweet taste receptor activity
Source: RefSeq, a predicted model, not a curated record
AUGGUCCCUGAGCUGCUGCUGUGCCUGGGUUUGGGUUGUGCAGGAGCCCUCAGCCCCACGUGCCUGUCAGCUCAGUUCAGGAGGCCCGGGGAUUAUAUCCUGGGAGGGCUCUUCCCAUUUGGGAAGGACACCCUGAACCUGUCGAUGCGUGUGGAGCCCACCCCGGUGGUGUGUGACAGGUUGAACAUGGACGGGCUGAUCUGGGCUCUGGGGAUGAAGUUCGCUGUCGAUGAGAUCAACAAUUCCACCUCCCUCCUGCCAGGGGUGACACUGGGCUAUGACAUCUAUGACAGCUGCUUUGAGCCCCUGGUGGCCCUGCAGGCCAGCCUGAUGUUCCUGACCCGGAAUGACACCACAGGCACUGGAAUUCUCUGCGACUCCACCGACUGCCAGCCCCGCGUGACCGCCGUGAUCGGGCCCCACAAGUCGGAUCUCUCUCUGGUGACAGCCAAACUGUUCAGCACCUUCUUCAUCCCACAGGUGAGCUAUGCAGCCAGCAGUGAGAAGCUCAGCAACUCCGAGCUGUUCCCGUCCUUCUACCGCACUCUCCCCGGUGACAAGAACGUGGUGGAAGCUGUGGUCCAGCUCCUCAACAGGUUUGGGUGGAACUGGAUUGCCACUGUUGCAAGUGAUGAUGAGUAUGGCCAAGGAGCCCAGGAACUCUUCUUAAGCACAGCUGCAAGUAACAACAUCUGCAUUGCCUUCGAGGGCAUAAUUCCUACAGACGUGACCGAGCCCAGUGACAAAAAACAACUGGAAGAGGUCAUUAACUUAAUUAAUAGGACCAAAGUCAACAUCGUUGUCCUUUUUGCCUAUACUCUGUCAGCCCAGGCCCUGAUGGAACAAGCCAUCAAGAUGGGACUGAGCAAGAAAGUCUGGAUUGGCAGCCAAGCCUGGAUGCUGUCUGGCUUACCUACCUCCAUCCCAAAUAUUCAGAGCAUUGGGACAGUCUUAGGCUUUGUGACAAAAACAGGCACAGUCCCUGGCUUCCAGAAGUAUGUUGCUGACCUCUUUACCUCUGUUCAGCAGGAUGAAUUUUGCCAGCAGUCCAGAGAACUCAACCAGCUCAUGAGCACCAACGUGCUGGACCUGCAGUGCCAGGAGUGUGACAACAUCUCCCUGGGGGACAUCUCCUUCCUGCUGAGCAUCACCCAGGUGCAGCCUGUGCACAUGGCUGUGUACAGCGUGGCCUAUGCUCUGCACAGAGCCCUGGGGUGCACCUCCAAAGCCUGUCCCAAAACGCCCAUCAGAUCCUGGCAGCUGCUGUACUACAUGGACGCUCUCCCGUUCGAGGUGAACGGCCAGAGCUACAGGUUUGAUCAGUCCCACAGCACAAACACUGGCUACAAGCUCAUAUUGUGGUCCUGGAAGAAUGGCAUCCUUACCUACCUGCCUGUAGGUGACUAUAAAGAGUCCCUGCACAUCGAGGAGCCCCAGAUCCAGUUUCACACUCCAGAUCAAAAGGCGCCCACAUCGGAGUGCUUCAGGCACUGCAAACCAGGACAAAUCAGAAGGGUAAAAGGAUUCAACCUCUGCUGCUAUGACUGCACAGACUGUGCAGAAAACACCUUCUGGAACAGUCCAGACAGCUCCACCUGCACCCCCUGCCUGCAGCAGCAGUGGGCCCCUCCCCAGAGCACGCAGUGCUACGAGCGCAGAGAGAGGUUCCUCUUCUGGGACGAGCCCCUCACCAUCGCCCUGCUGGUCCUGAUGUCCAUCACCAUCCUCCUGACCUGCCUGACAGCUCUGCUCCUCCUGAGGAACCUGCAGACCCCCCUGGUGCAGGCUGCUGGGGCCGAGAGGAGCCUCUUUGCCCUGCUGUGCCUGGCGCUGCUGAGCCUCAGCUGCUGCCUCUACGUGGGGAAGCCCAGUGACACCCACUGUGCCAUGCAGGAGGUGGUCCACGCCCUGUGCCUCAACGGCUGCUUCUCCACCUUCUUCAUCAAGACCCUGGAGAUCACCCUGCUGACAGAGUUCCCCAGCUAUGCCCCCUCCCUGCUGCGCUGGGUGACCCACAGGAGGUCCUGGCUCCUCGUUGCCUUGUGCCUGCUCGUCCAGGGCUUGCUCUGCCUCUGCCACCUCUACCUGGGCCCUGCCUACCUGGGCCCUGACUACAAAUCCCUGCCCACCGAGGUGCUGCUGGUGUGCAGCACCAAGUCCUGGGCAGCCUAUGCCCUCCUGCACAGCCUCAAUGGCUGCCUGGCCCUCCUGUGCUUCCUGGGCACCUUCAUGGUGCAAACGCUGGGCAAGAAGUACAACCUUGCCAGGGGCAUCACCUUUGCCAUCCUCAUCUACUUCGUCGUCUGGAUCUUCUUUGUGGCCAUCUUUGCCACGCUGGGGACAGUCCUCAGGCCUGUCUCUCAGAUUGCCACCAUCCUGAUCAUCAGCCUGGGCAUCCUGGUGACCAACUACGCCCCCAAAUGCUACAUCAUCUUGUUCAAGCCCGAGAUGAACACGGUGGAUUGUUUCCAGAAUUCCAUCCAAGAGGAGCCAGAGGAGGACUCAGCAAACAAACAAUAAACCAGAGCCAUUGUCACCUGCUCCUCAGUAAAAGCUGGCUGUAUUUUAAUGAGAUAAUUCUGUUUAAGAGCACUCUCUGGCCCCGGGCACAACCACCAGCUGUGAAAGCACAGGGCUCUGCUCAACCAGCUAAAGCCAAAUGCUCCAGAGGAGCAGAUCCAUCCUCUCUGGAAUGGCCUGUUCCAUCCCCCACAAGCAGCCAAAAGCAGGUUCAGUUAAUCAGCCAACCUCCAGUAGUGAUAUUUUAUAUGAAUUUCUCUCUCAGCUCUGGCAAUGUG